AUGGCCGAAGGCUCUGCUACUCUAAAUGAAGAACAACAGUCAAAUGAUAAUGCGAGUGCAACAGCAUUUGUGACAAAAGUCAAUUAUCCUGGACCGAAACCAGAUGUACAAUAUCCUCUUAAUGUUCAGUAUUGUGGUGAAUGCACAAUGCCGCUGGAAUUUUGUGAAUAUUCUCCAGAUCCAGAUCGUUGUCACGAAUGGUUAGAACGAAAUUUACCCGAUAUGAUGCGUCAAAUGCAAUCGGCACUCGGAGUUACAGAUGGUGAUAAAACUGAGAAAAAACAUCAAACGCGCGGAGGAAAAGCGAUACCAAAAGCAAAAAAGAAAUUUGAAGCACAAAAGAUCAUAUUGAAUAAACAGCAAAGAAAAGGAAAUAAAUUUGUGACAAUAAUUCAAGGACUUGCUUCAAAUGAAGUUGAUAUUGAAGGAGCUCGAAAAUUUUUUGCACAACGUUUUUCAUGUGGAUGUUCCAAGUCCGGUGAGGAUGAAUUGACAAUUCAGGGAGACGUUGUCGAUGAAUUGACCGAUUUAUUACCAGAAAAAUGGACUCAGUUAAAAACAGAAAAAAUGGCCAAAAGUAAAAAUCAUACAAAUCAUAAUCAGAAUCGAAAAGAUCAUCGUAAUGGGAUAAAACGUCCACAAUCACAACGUUUUCCAUCGUUGAAAGGAGUCGAUCCAAAAUAUAUUCGUAAUUUAAAAUUUACAAAAAAACACAAUCGUGUAGCUCGUAAAAAGGUAUUAAAACAAUUCCGUGUUAAAUCGGCUGAUCAACCGAUAAAAGCAAAACGUGUUUUUGCACCGCAGAAAAAGACUGGAUGGUCAAUUAGUUCAUUAUUAUCAAGUGUUGCCACUUAUUUUACUGGUGAAACAGUUGAAGUAAAAACUCCUAAAAAGAAAAAACAACCAAAAACAAAAAAGUCAAAAGAUACAACAGGAGCAGCCACCACAGUAAAAUCAUCGACAACUGGAGGUUCAGAUGGCAACUGUUCAUGUGACUGUAAUACUUAUCUAUUUGACUUUCUUUUUAAACUUCGAACACUUAUUGUCAAUGGUACAUCAUAUGAAAUUGAUAAUUAUUUUAAACAAUCACCAUUUCAUGAUGAAAUUGAUCGACGAUCCUAUCUUGGUUUAACAUUGAUGCAUGCAAAUAUUUUGGUACAUCCAAAUUAUGUACCAAAUGCAAAUGAUAAUGUUAUCACUGAUUGUUCAGAAGAUAAUGUAAUUUUAGUUUGUAAAGAAUUAUUAAAUCGUGGCUCAUCAGCCACAUCAAUGUCAAGAUGUGGAAUGAGACCAAUACAUAUUGCUCUAAGACGACAAUGGUUAAAAUUAACUCAAGUAUUAUUAGAUGCAGGAGCCGAUCCAAAUGAGGAAGAUAGUUUCAAUCUCAAACCGUUAGAUAUUGUUAUUCGGAAUGCUGAUGUUGAUGGGCUCAAGUUAUUAUCAAAUUAUGGCGUGGCACUUGAACCGAAGGAAGGAAGACCCUAUUAUCCUUGUAUCAAAUCUAUUCAUCCUUUGUAUGUGUCAUUUGUUCUUGGCCAUCUGGAAAUCUUCAAAUUAUUAUUGGCACUUGGUUGUACACCAAAUUUAAAUGUAUGUACUUGUCAACAUUGUGAAACUACACCAUUAUUUCCUUAUGGACUAAAUAUUCGAUUGUUUGACGAAAAUGGAAGACGAAUAUUUAUACAGUUAUUAUACGAAUAUGGAGGUUUAAUUGGUCAACAGUUUAAAAUACACGUAUUACGAUAUGAACCGAAUAAUAUUGAUUCUUUCGAGGCAGAAUUUAAGUUCGCUUGUGAUUUAUGUGAUAUAUCUAAUUAUGAUACAAAUAUCUUUAAAAAAUGGUUAUGUGUACCACGACGUCUACUAUCCAUAUGUAGAAUAAAAAUUCGAAAUCAAAUGUUAUCUAAUGGAACUCUUCAUCUUAUACCAACAAAAUUACCAUUAAAUCGAGCAUUAUUGAACUAUUUAACGUUUGAAAAUCCUAAAUCAAGAUUUUAUUAA
This is a messenger RNA of Didymodactylos carnosus, 2001 nucleotides long. Lineage: Eukaryota; Metazoa; Rotifera; Eurotatoria; Philodinida; Philodinidae. The record is from the annotation of a GenBank genome assembly.